Messenger RNA from Mesitornis unicolor (brown roatelo), 1564 nucleotides. Its product is annotated as protein MAATS1-like. The transcript is spliced from 10 exons. The annotation marks the transcript as partial. Lineage: Eukaryota; Metazoa; Chordata; Aves; Mesitornithiformes; Mesitornithidae. The record is from RefSeq and is a predicted model, not a curated record.
AUUGCAGGAGGUUCGGCUGGAAGUUUUAAAGAAGCUGCUGCAGAGGCGAGUGGAGAAUCAGAAUGAGCUGGAUCCCAAGCGCUUGGAUGACCACUGGCAAAGUUAUCAGAAGGCUAAAGAAGAGAAAAUAAAAAAGAUUCAGCAUGACUGUACACUGAUGCUCAGGAAACUGAUAGCUAAGAGAAAAAAUGUGAUGGGGAAGCUAGAGAGACGAGAUAUCAUCAAAGAGUAUACAGACUUUGAAUCACAAACAUAUGCUCCUUUGUCUAGAAUUGGUUAUUUCCCAGACAACAAUUCUGAACGCUACGUGGUAAAAAGCGCCUAUCUUAACACCUUUGCAGGACUGUGUGAACUGGAAGCAUCGCUCCCAGAUUCUGUCACGCAGCUCAAGAUUAAAGCUCCAAAACCUAAGUACACUACCACUAAGACUGGAUUUGUUAAAAGAUCAGCAAGGCUAGAGGUGGUGCUGGCACAAGUUCACCAGGCACUGCUGGAGAGGAAGAAUAAAGUCAAGGAGCCAAAGAAGCCCCUCCGUUUCCUUGAAAAAAUAGAAAAGCCUGUUCCUCGGCCACCUACUCCAAUCCUGGAAAACCCCUCAAUUGAGGAAGAGGAAACAGAACUGGCAGUGAUCUGUCUGCAGAGGUUGCUCCGAGGCAGGGCUAUUCAGAACAUGAUGUUUGAAGAGAAGGAGAAGCGGCUGGAACUGAUCCGAGAGCUGCGCACCACUCACGCGCUCCAUGAGGAUGGACAGCUGCUUUUGAAGGCAGAGGAGCAAAUGACACUGGCUCUACAGCAACAGCAUGACUUGCAAAUGCACAAGCUGUCAUUAAUGGAAAAGCACUUGGCCAGGGAAGAAGGAAGAGCACUGGCGAACAUGCUUGAUUUCCUAUCCAAAGAGCUGCUGAGGCUGCAAGAAGAACAGAAGAUUCACGCUUUUGUCAUGCUGGCUGAGAGGCAGAGGCGGAUGCGGGAAGCCGAGGAGAGCGGACGUCGUCAGGUGGAAGAGAGGCGGCGUCAGAAAGAAGAUGAGAUUUUCAAAGAGGUGGUGAAAGUGCAGCAGCGCACUAUUGACUCCUACUUGGAAGACAUUAUCCUGAGUAGCCUGGAGAACACUGCUGAAGAACAAGCCAGGGAAGAGGUUCAGAGAAUGGCAGUAGAAAUCAAUGACAUUGCUUACGAAAUGGAAAGUCGUCGGACUCGCCUACAGUCAGAAGAGAUUGUAGCAGAGCUGGUUUACGAUUUCCUGAUUCCAGAAGCUGAUAAAAUGUCUGUCAGAGAAAAAGUGAGGCAGUCCCAAGGAAAACACAUCUAUGCUGCUCAUCAAAUCAUCCACGGGGCCAUAGAGGAGGUGGUGACUGAUCAUCAGGCACUGCAUCGGGAGACAUCGGCCAGCAAGACAAAGGGAGAUCCUGCUGCUGGAACAGCUGCUGGACCAAGCGCAGCUGACAGCACUCGCUCUGCCCCAGUUACACGCGAAGCAGCUGAACCUGUGUGUGGUGAAAGCCCAGGAGAGACAGCAGUGAACCCUUCUGAUGGGUCAGACAAGGAUCCCACAGGCUCCUAG